AUGGAUGAAGGUGAGGACAGCCAGGAAAAGAAUCUCUCCAUUCUGGACCACUUUUCAAAGAAACGUAAAGGCAAAAAGCGUGUGACAUUCCCCCCAGAUGAAGACAUGGUAUCAGACUUUGUGGAGCACUCGGAGACUCAGAGACCUGUGUACAAUGUGACACUGAAAGAGGUGACGUCAGCUUACAAACAGAGAUGUCUGAAACACCAAGUGGACCCAAAAUCCAAAGUCCUGAAGCAGAUUGAGGAAGGAACUGCAGAAUGCAGCCACCCCAAGCAGCUGGAUUUGCAGGGUGAACGAUUAGAUUACCAUUCGUGUGAGUCUCUUGAAGACAUACUAAAAUUACUGCAGUUUGAUUUCAUCAAUCUACGGGAGACUCAACUGGAGGAGAAUGGUGCAUCUUCAUUGUUGGAUAUGAUUUCAUAUUAUGAAUCAACAACACAUCUUGAUAUAUCCUCCAAUACAAAUAUUGGGAUUUGGGGCUGGCAAUCUCUAUCUCAUUUGAUUCAGCAGAGCCGCUGCCUGCGGAGGCUGGAUGUCAGCAACAUGCCUCUCCUGGAUGACAUCGCACGAAUGCUGUCAGGCGCCCUCCUUUGUAGCAGGCUGACUGUCCUGUGUCUAGAGAACAGCUGUCUGAGUGGCAGGCCCCUCUUCACUCUGGUUGGUACGCUUAAGAAAAACACUUCGCUAGAAGAGCUCUGUCUCGCCAACAACAAGCUCAACAGUUUCCAAGACUCAAUGCAGCUGGGAGACCUCCUGAAAUACAACCAUUGUCUGCAGUACUUGGACCUGAGCAAUAAUCUGAUAUCUGAUCCAGGUCUGGAGGAAAUCUGUGAAGGUUUAAGAGCUCAGAAAAGCAAUCUGAGGACGCUUCUGUUGUGUGGCAACUAUUUAACAGAGCAGGGCAUGGUCCACUUGGCCACCGUAUUGCCUGGAAUAAAAACGCUGGAAACACUGAACCUCGGAAAUAACAAUCUACAGAACCAGGGAAUUCAAAGACUGAAGGAUUCGCUCAUUGCCAGCUGCUCCCUCCAGCAGCUUUGCUUGGCCUGUACGCAGAUCACCUGUGAAGGUGUGGUGGCCUUGGCUGAGUUCAUUGCAGAAAGUCGGAAAAUCCAACAACUGGAUAUUCAGGAAAACUUAGUGGGAACUGGUGGUCUGAUGGCCCUGUCAUUGGCCUUGAAGAUCAAUCACUCACUGGUGAGGGUGGCUGUGGACCACAAACCCAAAGAGAAUGAGCCUGGGCGCCAUGGAGGGGAGAUAAUUGGAUUUGUUGUCACCUCCAGUAGCUGCCAGGAGCUGGCGUCGGCUGUGGUUAGUGAUGAAGACAUCACUGUGACAGGGCCCAGAGAACAGAUCAGCUGGCAUUCUGGCACCACUAAUAAAGACUGGGUUUGUGUCCAGGCAGGCAAGGGUUGGCCAGCUGUUCACUGCACCUCUGAGUUUGCUGAGGAGUUCCUGGUUGCAAUGCAGAAGAACCUUCUGGGUGUAAUAUCUGACCGCUGCCGUGACAACGCCGGCGGGAGUGAACGGACACCCUCGCAACCAGGCCACCCACCCAGCAACAGCGAUGCUGUUAACCGAGCUCUCUCAGAUCCAAGAAUGGUCCUUCUAAAGACAUCCCAUGGCGUGCGUUCGCGCAACUCUAACAGGGGUGGAGGCUUCGGGGUGAGGUUGGAAUUGGAGUCCUUGAUUGGCCAUCAUGUUCUUCAGUUGUCCAGUGAGGAGCUCUUGAACACCAAAGAGAGGAGCCCUGUCUGCACGCUCUUGGUGAGCAUGCCUCUGCUCAGCACGUCCUUGGCAAGCUCAAGAACAUCCGGCCCCACGAUUUCCAAAAAAGGUGGACUAGGAUUUCCCCAGAAGGCGGUCCAGCCCAGGCGCCACAUGCCUGCUCAUUUUAUCAAGCACACGUCACAGCUCAGUGGCCUCAGACACAUCGUGGCCACAGUGCAGAUUAAGUGA
Molecule: messenger RNA, 1962 nt
Organism: Scleropages formosus (Asian bonytongue)
Lineage: Eukaryota; Metazoa; Chordata; Actinopteri; Osteoglossiformes; Osteoglossidae
Product: protein phosphatase 1 regulatory subunit 37
Exons: 15
Coding region: 1-1962 (653 amino acids)
Molecular function (GO): protein binding
Source: RefSeq, a predicted model, not a curated record